UUUUAAACCAACAUAUUUAGUUACUCUAGACAGACUGCGUGAUUUCCAUAGUAUUUAAUUACUUAUUUAUUUAACCUCUGUUCAAGGUCUUGGCCCAUAUCAAUAUUAUUUAAUUAUAAUACUUUCUUCUUCUACAACAGCGUCUCUCUAAAAAACAUACUUCUACAACCCCCCCUCCACACUCCCCUAUGAAUACAGUCCUAUUGCGGGACAGUAAGACGAAUAAGACGAAAUACAAAUGGCACAAAAAGCCGCAAAAACCCUCGCAGCCCGCAACACCCGCCUCCUCAAUCGCACCCACCUAACCUCCCUAUCCCUCCACCUCCUCUACCUCCUCCUACACUUCCUCUUCAACCGUCCCCGCGUCUUAACUCCCUACCUCAUCUUCACAACCCCAACCCUCGCCAUAGAAUUCUACCUCGAACGCCUUGGCCGCCCGCGCUAUAGCAGAGACGGCGGCAGCGGGAACACCCUCCGCUCUGCCGGCGAAGACCUAGACGCACCGGGCCUAACGGAGUACUUUUGGGAUGUGAUUUAUUGGACGUGGGGGUGUAUGGGGGCUGUGUGUAUCUUUGGGGACCGCGCGUGGUGGCUGUGGGUCGUUGUGCCUUUGUAUUCAGCUUGGUUGGUGUAUUCGACGUUUAUGGGGUUUAAGGGGAGUAUGGCGGGUAUGGCGGGUAUGGCGGGUAUGGCGGGGCUGGGAGACGUGGAUGGUGGGGAGGGUGUGGAGAGCAAGAGACAGAAGAAGAUGGAGAAGAGGGGAGCGGCGCAGAGGGUCAGAUACCGAUGAUGGAUUGGAUGGGCGGUUUUUGGGGGGCUUACGACGUGUACAUGGACAGCUAAUACGGCUACUGAUCGAGCAGUUUGGAUAUUUUUUCUUGCCUUUGCGUUUACAUUUUUGCAAAAACCAAAAGGGCGGUCGAUGUGAUCUUGUAUAUUUUAGUUAUGUACAUGUAUAUAUUGCUUGGUGUUUGUAUGCCGAGAAAAAGGAUGAGUUGUGCCAUUUUACAAAAUAGACGCUGCCAGGCGCUGGGAAAUAGAGAACAUGAGAAAAUAAUACUUAAUGAAACUUUGUCCAAACCACAGGAAAAGAAGGGAAAGAAAGGAAAGAAAGUCAUGUCAUGUAGCUAAAGGGUCGACUGGUAACGAAUAUAUAUAUGGCAGAUCAAAGUGCACGGGACAUAAAUGCAACAACAUAUAGGUACGAGCUGUGGCUUAUAUCAAACCAGCGAAAGUAAGUGGGUCUGUGAGAUAUAUUAUUAUGUGUACUAGGGGAAGUGAUGUAUGGGUAUGGUAUGGGGUAUAAAAACAUGGAUGUCCGUUUUGGUCGUGC
Messenger RNA from Blastomyces dermatitidis ER-3, 1333 nucleotides. RefSeq lists its product as uncharacterized. Gene Ontology annotation, biological process: vacuolar protein processing. Gene Ontology annotation, cellular component: intracellular membrane-bounded organelle. Bases 239 to 790 code for a protein of 183 amino acids. The record is from RefSeq and is a predicted model, not a curated record. The transcript has 2 exons. NCBI's taxonomy places the organism in Eukaryota, Fungi, Ascomycota, Eurotiomycetes, Onygenales, Ajellomycetaceae.